Molecule: messenger RNA, 4175 nt
Organism: Poecilia reticulata (guppy)
Lineage: Eukaryota; Metazoa; Chordata; Actinopteri; Cyprinodontiformes; Poeciliidae
Gene: ldhbb
Product: lactate dehydrogenase Bb
Biological process (GO): lactate metabolic process; pyruvate metabolic process
Cellular component (GO): cytoplasm
Molecular function (GO): L-lactate dehydrogenase (NAD+) activity
Source: RefSeq, a predicted model, not a curated record
UCCGGUCAACAAUUGUAGCCCGAUAUUAUUUGCUGCUUUUUGUUUAUUUAAAAGCAGGAAAGGAUUCGCUCUUCGAUGUAGAAAGGCAGCUAAAGUUCAUUUGGACAAGAAAUAAGCACAUCAUGAGGUUUAAAACAGGAAAUCUAGUAUUCAGGUAGAGCAUGUGUAGUUUUAUUUUGUCUUAAUAUCUGCUAAAUGUCUAGUAGAUCCAAAAGUAGUAAAGAAUGUGUUCUAAAAAGAUGCAUUUGAUUCUUAAAACAACAGGUUUAUAAUGCAAAAUCAUUCCUCAACAUAAUUUUGCAUUAUGUUCAGGAAUUUCUUUGCUUUCUACCUUCAGUUUCACAUAAUUUGCAUCUGAUAGAAAACACCUAUCCCUGCAGCAUGUUUAAUUUUUUUCAAUGCCUGUUCUUUCAAGUUAAUAUAUGCACAAUGACUGACCUUACAUCUUUAAGAGACAUAAAUGUCUGAUAUUGUUGUAAAUGAAAGCAUGCUUUUAUUGUGAAGACACAGAGCUGCUGUCCCUUCUUCCUGACCUUGGUGCUAAGCCAUGUAAAUACCUCCUCAUGUUUACGUGUUUGGAGUGCACAGCACUCUUCAUGGGUAAUCCACUGUCACUCAGUUAUAAUGAAUGGACAGAUUCACAGAUUUACAGUAAGCGGUAUAAUUGUUGUCAGUAACGUCUGCCUCUGCUUAAAGACUUCUUAACCAGAUAUUUGUAUUGGAAAGAUCAUUUUUCUCUCAGUCUGACAUGAAAUCAGACUAAAAACUCUUCCUGUUUCUAGAUCUGUUAUUACUGCCAAAAUUAAGUCUGUUUGUUGACAGUUUUUAUAUUACUUCUCCUAAGUCAAUAAGAUUACUCAUUUUAAUUACUAAAACUACUAAUUGAAUGAUUAAGCCUCCGAUUGGUUCGUUAACAAUUUUUUGAGUUAGCUGCAGCCAAACCUGUGGAUGUAUGUUAAGACAACACAUCGCUUCCUUGUGUGACAUCAAAAGGAAAUAUAAAUAAAAUAAAUCAGUGAAGUCACUAGGAAGAGGACUGUAGACCUUCUAAAAACCUGGUUUUCUUUCGGAGCAAUUUCCUGAUUGCCUGCAGGUGCCACACUUAUUUGUUAAAACAUUUAUAUGCAGUUAUAUAAAGCAUGAGAAUGUCUAGCCGUCACGCCAUUUAGGAAGCAGACGGAUUCUUUCAGAGAUUAUUUUGGUGCAAAAUCAGUGCAAAACAAAACCAAAAGGCCUUGUCAACAGCAAAAAAUAAAUAAAUAAAUAAAUAAAAAGAUUGACAGAUUAUAUAGUUUGCAAAUUAUAGAAACAUCUAUGCAAAGAUGUUUGUUGACUUUAGUUUGCCAUUUAAUUAAAUACUACCAAACAAACCAUUACUGAAACUGAACAACCUUGGGUUAAACAACCCAGUAUGUAAAUGAAUACUGGACUUUUUAACCAAACCGCUCCCAGAGCGUGAAAACAGGAGAGCACACCUCCACCACCAUAUGGACUAACAAAGGAGUUCCUCAAGGCUGUGAGCUCGGUCCACUACUCCACUCCCACUCAUCCAAUCACAAGUUUGCAGAUGAUGCAACAGUUACAGCUAAAAACAAUGAGUCUUUAUACAUGGAGGAGUUUGAGCAAUUGAUAGCGUGGUGCUAAAAUCACAAUUUAUUUCUAAACAUCAUGAAUAAAAUAAAUAAUUUUGAGAUACUUGCAAUUUCCAACAGCAGCACCUCUUCUACCUGAGGAAGCUAAAGAGAGCCGAACACCUAAAGAGGCUCUUGAUAAACUUUCAGAACAAUGCUGUCCAAAGUUUGUUUGUUAUUGAAAUAAUCGGGACCAACCUCCUGCGGAUCUCCUCUUCACGCUACUUGAGAGACCAGUACCAUGCAGCACAUCAUCUGUUCCCAGGGAGAAGAUACAGGUCCAUCUCGGUCAGAACCACCUUGAUGGUCAGCAGUCUGUACCGCGCUCUCUUACUGCAGGAGGAGCUGGUGCACUUCACAAAACAGAUGGCAUCAUGAGAAAACCUUGUGGAAAUGUUGAAACAGCAGCUUAAGACAUAAAUGAUCACACUACAAAUCCGACUCAAUCGGUUCUGUAAGGAGGAAUGGGACAAAAUUCUAUCGAACUAUUGUGAGAAGGAGACCUGAAACAUUUAACCAAGUCUCACAUUAUUAAGGUGAUACCACAUCCUGAAGAAAUGCUAACAUCUGACUUGGAAGAAUUUUUUUUUUUGACAAUUGGCAAACAGAAAUCAAAAUGUUUUUACAGUGUAUAUUAACAUCCGGUUUCAACUGCACGUAGGCAUGUUUGCAAUGUUCAUUUUGCAUAAUUCAGAUUCUCAUUUACAAAUUAUGUGUUAGAUAAUCACAACUAAAACUAUGUAUCGGUUUAAGAGCUGACGAUGCAGGUAACUGUGUUCUAUAAAUAAAUGCUCUUAAUGUACAAAUUUCAUUUUGAAUAAAGCAAACAGGAGGAAGUUUCACUUCAUGAGCUUAUUACUAGAGGGAAAGUUGAGGUUCUUGGUUAGUGCAGGUGCAGCAGAUGGAAGCAGCGUUAAGGGAUUACAGUAACUCCUUUAGCGGCGUGCAGUCAGUGAGAUUAUAGUGUCCCGUCCUCCGUGAGGGGAGGAUGGCUCAGGGAGAGGAGGAGAGAGGAGAUCUGUGCAGCUCGCAGCUCCUCCAUCCGGUCCUGAGUCACAUGUCCUCUACGCUGCUGCUGCUGCUGCUGCUACUACUGCAGCACACUGGGAUACCUGCCUCGAUUUUCUGGACUGCACAGCCACCAGCGUGGGGAGUGUCGUUGAUGCAGCUCUAAGGGAAGCACGCCUUAGGUGUCCCCACCAGUCUGCCAUGCUGAUUACAUGGUGGUAUUUAUACCUAGCAGCUCGGAGCUUCGCCGAACAAACACUGAGAAUGGCUUCAGUCCUGCAAAAGCUGAUCACCCCACUGUUCACCGGCACUCCCGAGCCUCCCAGGAACAAAGUGACGGUAGUGGGUGUGGGUCAGGUCGGCAUGGCCUGUGCUGUCAGUAUCCUGCUCAGGGAGCUGGCUGAUGAGCUGGCCCUGGUGGAUGUGGUGGAGGACAAGCUGAAGGGAGAGAUGAUGGACCUGCAGCACGGCAGCCUUUUCCUCAAAACCCCCAAAAUAGUCGCAGACAAAGAUUACUCAGUCACAGCAAACUCCCGCAUCGUUGUCGUCACAGCCGGAGUCCGACAGCAGGAGGGGGAGAGUAGGCUGAACCUCGUUCAGAGGAACGUCAACAUAUUCAAGCACAUCAUCCCUCAGAUUGUACGAUACAGCCCCGACUGCAUCAUCAUUGUUGUUUCCAACCCGGUCGACGUUCUGACCUACGUGACCUGGAAACUGAGUGGCCUUCCGAAGCACCGCGUCAUCGGCAGCGGCACCAACUUGGACUCGGCCCGCUUCCGCUUCCUGAUGGCGGACAAACUUGGCAUCCACUCCAGCAGCUUCAACGGGUGGAUCCUGGGAGAACACGGAGACACCAGUGUGCCUGUAUGGAGCGGGACGAAUGUGGCCGGAGUCAACCUGCAGACACUGAACCCCAACAUCGGCACAGACUUUGAUGAAGAGAACUGGAAAGAAACUCAUAAGAUGGUGGUGGAUAGCGCGUAUGAGGUGAUCAAGCUGAAGGGUUACACCAACUGGGCCAUCGGUCUGAGUGUGGCCGACUUAACCGAGAGCCUCAUGAGGAACAUGAACAGAAUCCAUCCGGUCUCCACUAUGGUGCAGGGCAUGUAUGGGAUCAGCGACGAGGUGUACCUGAGUCUGCCCUGCGUGUUAAACAGCGGAGGCGUGGCCAGUGUGGUCAACAUGACCCUGACGGAUGAAGAGGUGGCCCAGCUGCAGGCCAGCGCCAACACGCUGUGGGACAUCCAGAGGGACCUGCGGGACAUCUAACCCACCACAAGGGGGCGAUGCAGAAGCAUCUCCUCGGUUCGGUUGCUCUUCACUCUGCAGUCUCUGAAAACCGUUCGGUUCCACUCGCUGCGCCUCACUCACUGCUUCCUGUAGAUUCUUAUCAUAUUUAGCCGUAGGUGUCAUUUUGAACAAUUAURAAUGUUCGUGAGGAGAUCGAAGGUGGAAAAAACARAGGGAAAUGUCUUGAUGUACAUGCUCGGACCCACAAAGCGUUGCUUUGAUGCAAAAUAAAGAAGGUUUACUGGG